Messenger RNA from Gasterosteus aculeatus aculeatus (three-spined stickleback), 2162 nucleotides. It is a transcript of the gene b4galt5, whose product is annotated as UDP-Gal:betaGlcNAc beta 1,4- galactosyltransferase, polypeptide 5. Gene Ontology annotation, cellular component: Golgi apparatus. The record is from RefSeq and is a predicted model, not a curated record. Gene Ontology annotation, biological process: carbohydrate metabolic process; glycoprotein biosynthetic process. Lineage: Eukaryota; Metazoa; Chordata; Actinopteri; Perciformes; Gasterosteidae. Gene Ontology annotation, molecular function: UDP-galactose:glucosylceramide beta-1,4-galactosyltransferase activity.
CUUCCAUUCACAGGACUAGCAGGCAGGCGGGCGGGCGGAGCGGCCACAGCACCCAACACCGAGUGAUGGUUGCUCACUGAAGACGAACCGCCGGGUCCCGAGUAGAGCUGAAUUCCGCCGCCCGUCUUUCUUUUGACACAGGACACAAACUGCUCCGCGCCCCUCCUCCUCCUCCUCCUCCUCCUCCUCCUCCUCAUCUCGGGGACGGAUAUAUUUGAAUGUCUUCGUCGUCGAGCGCCGCUCCUCCUGCGCCCUCCGGCCGCCGCGGAAACACGCCGCCGACUUUCUAGUCCCCCUCGCGCCUCCUCGUCGCCCUCAUCUUCAUCUUCUUCUUCUUCAUCAUCUUCAUCAGCAGCAGCGCUUUGCCGCAGGAGCCCGGGAGAGCGGACCGCGCGCUCCGGCACCUGGACACGUCUCGCCCGGCCGGGUUCGGAAGAUUACGGGAAAGCGGCCCCCCAACCCCCCCCGGCCCUCCCCCCUCCUCACCCUCACCACACCCACCACCCGGCGUGCGUGCGAGUGUGUUUCGGGGGGUUCUUCCGCCGCCUGUAUAAUGCCGACACAUCUGCGGCUCCGGAGAAGGUCAUUCCUCGGGCUCCUGUUCCUCUUUUCGCUGUCCACCUCCGCGCUGUAUUUCAUCUACUCCGCCCCGGGAAUCGUGAACGAGUAUGUGUUCAUGGUCCAAGCUCGAGGGAUCCAGAUCCGGGAGAACGUGAAGAACAUCGGGGCUCAGGUUCUGGAGCAGGUGGUGAGAGGAGCGUACAGCGCCAACGGCACAGAUUAUGCCUACGAGUUCAAUGUGAGCGAGAGUGAUGCUCCUCCCCCCACAUACCUGCCCGAGGGCUUCACCUACCUCCCCUCUCAGGUGUGCCCUGAGCGCCUGCUCUCCAUGAAGAGCAGGGUGCGGGUUGACAUGAGCGAAGUUUCUCUGGAGGAGGUGGAGCGAUCCCUGUGGGAGGGGAGCCAACCGGGACUCUCAGGAGGCACUGUGAAGCUCCCAGACUGUCUACUCCGCUGGGAGGUGGCGAUCCUGGUCCCGUUCAGGAACCGCCACGAGCACUUGCCCAUCCUGCUGAGGCACCUGGUGCCGGUGCUGAAGAGACAGAGACUCCAGUUUGCCUUUUAUCUCAUAGAGCAGGGGGGCACGGAGCCAUUCAACCGCGCCAUGUUGUUCAACGUGGGCUUUAAGGAGGCUAUGAAGGACCUGGACUGGGACUGCCUGGUCUUCCACGACGUGGACCACCUCAUGGAGAACGACAGGAACUACUACGGCUGCUCGGGAAUGCCCCGCCACUUUGCGGUCCAACUGGACAAGUACUCCUACAUGCUUCCGUAUAAUGAGUUCUUCGGCGGAGUCAGUGGCCUCACGGUGAAGCAGUUCGAAAAGAUUAAUGGAUUUCCAAAUGCAUUCUGGGGCUGGGGAGGGGAGGACGAUGACCUCUGGAACAGGGUGCGGCUCGCCAACUACUCCGUAAGUAGACCUCCCGGAGAGCAGGGCCGCUACAUGUCCAUCUCGCACCACCACCGCGGGGAGGUCCAGUUCCUGGGGAGGUACGUCCUCCUGCGCCACUCGAAGGAGCGCCAGCGAGUGGACGGCCUCAACAACCUGAACUACUCCCCCCUGGUGUCCAGGAGGCCUCUCUACACCAACAUCACGGUGCGCCUGAACAAGGAGCUGGCGCCCAUUGCCGACUACUGAACCCCCCUCCCUCCCCCCCCUCGCUCCCCCCCCCGGGACCCAGAGUCCUCCGGGACUUCAGCCAUAUCUCACCGGCUGCUGCACCGCUGAGGACCUUUUAAGUUGAUCGAUUCGUUGCUCCGUCUCUUUUGUUUUUGUAUGCAAAAAAAGAGACUGAAAGAAGUGUGUCUGAUGGAGGAGGGAGGCUGCACUCGCUUGAGCCACACGGACCCCCACCCUCCCCUCCCCCCCACCUCCCCCCACCCUCCCCACCCUCCCACGCCUGUCUAGUCUCCACAUGCCUUUUGCACCAUUUUGGCCUUCAGCAUCCAUUCCACUUGUUAUCCAGUCAAAGCUCACUCCCACGCGCACACACACACACACACACACACACACACGUUUGACUCACAUGUGCUGACCUGGUCCCCAAGGCUUUUUUUUUUUUUGCUCUUGCACCUUUUUUUUUUUUCCUUCAUAAAUGCAG